UCUUCUCCAUCAUUCCUAGACCACUCGGCCCUCGACCUCGUUCGAACGCGAUCGCGGGGACGACGACGACGACGACGACGACGACGAGGAGAGAGGACGAGGAGCAGGAAAAGGAGAAGAGGAUGACGAAGCUGCGGCACGCGAUGGUGUGCUCGUCGAACCAGAACCGGAGCAUGGAGGCGCACUCGCUGCUGAAGCGGCACGGGCUCGACGUGAGCUCGUACGGGACGGGCGCCCACGUGAAGCUCCCCGGCCCCUCCCUCCGCGAGCCCAACGUCUACGACUUCGGCACCCCCUACAAGUUCAUGUACGACGACCUCCGCCGCAAAGACCCCGACCUGUACAAGCGCAACGGGAUCUUGCCCAUGCUGAAGAGGAACUCCAGCGUGAAAACGGCGCCGCAGCGGUGGCAGGAGAAUGCGGCCGAUGGGUGCUUCGAUGUCGUCUUCACCUUCGAGGAGAAGGUCUUCGACAUGGUCAUCGAAGAUCUAAAUAACCGUGAGCAAACAUUGAUGAAAAGUGUGUUGAUAAUUAAUUUGGAUGUCAAAGAUAACCAUGAAGAAGCUGCUGUCGGAGCUAAGCUUGCUUUGGACUUAUGCCAGGAGCUCGAAGCAGUGGAUUGCUGGGAGGAUGCUAUUGACGACAUAGUUGCAGCAUUUGAGAAGCAACACAAGCGGAAGCUCUUAUACAGCAUUUCCUUCUAUUAAAUUCUCAUGUGCCAUUGAAUUUGAUUCUUGUUAGCUUAACGCCACUAUUGUUGACACAGACCCUGUAGCAUAUACUGAUGAUUUUGACUCAAACCCUGUAUCAUAUUCUGGCGAUUUGUAUCCGUGUCGCAUACUGCAAUUUUAUGAUGAGUUUUGUAAUAUGUUUUGAGCAAUGCUACCUAUGCACGAAUGCUAUAGGUGUAAAUCUUACCCUCUACUCUCUUCAUGGUUAGGA
Messenger RNA from Ananas comosus (pineapple), 942 nucleotides. Its product is annotated as RNA polymerase II subunit A C-terminal domain phosphatase SSU72. Gene Ontology annotation, biological process: termination of RNA polymerase II transcription. The record is from RefSeq and is a predicted model, not a curated record. Gene Ontology annotation, molecular function: RNA polymerase II CTD heptapeptide repeat phosphatase activity. Gene Ontology annotation, cellular component: mRNA cleavage and polyadenylation specificity factor complex; nucleus. NCBI's taxonomy places the organism in Eukaryota, Viridiplantae, Streptophyta, Magnoliopsida, Poales, Bromeliaceae. Bases 123 to 707 code for a protein of 194 amino acids. The transcript has 4 exons.